AUGGAAUAUACUAAAUGUUUGAUAAUUUUUUUAUUUAGUGUUUCGUAUAUAGAGUGUAAGAGCUGGUAUCCUACAACAGAUAUACAAGGCUUGAAUUUAAAUAGCGUCAAAAAUGAUCAAGAAAGCAGGUAUAUAACAACAACAAGACAUCUGAACAGUACAAGUGGAAAUGACAUUUCUGUCUAUAUAAGUACACAGGGCUCGGAAUAUAAGCCAUCUAAUCCAUUGCAAAUAUCAAUUAUGAAUUCCCCUAAUAUGCCCAUUUCUAAAAGCAAUAGAAAUAGCAAUACGUUCCUCAAUGAUGCAGAAAACUUUAAGAAUACAUCUAGUCGAUCAAAAGGCAAAUUAGUACGAAGACGAUGUCCGCAAACACCAAAGCAAAAAUGUCUCAAUUCCAGCAAAGCUGUUCAAAGUAGGAUUUUGGAAGUAUUUGAGGUGGUUCAAUUUGAACACAUUGCUUGUUUUUCUAGUACCGGUCUAGAAGGCACUUGUCUUCACGAAUAUGACUGUCAAAAAAUAAAUGGUACCGCUAUGGGGGCUUGCGCCGAUGGAUACGGAACUUGCUGUAUUAUUCUCUUACAAUGUGACACUCGCUCCUCAGCACCGACUGGCUGGUUUACAAAUCCCAACUACCCAGGACCGAGUACAGACAGAUUGUCGUGUGCAUUUACGUUGGAUAAAACAUCAGCGGAUGUUAAACAACUCCGACUAGAUUUCAUGACAUUUGAGAUAACACAGUUGAAUUCAUAUGAUGCCUUAUCUGCUCCUACUGGUUGUCUUCAAUACUUUAAGGAAGAUCAUGGAUAUGUAGAAUCAUUUAAUUACCGCGAUAGUACUGAAAUAGGAAUAACAAGGACGCCCUCUUACUUGAACAAUUUGAACUACGCUAUAUGCAUCGAGCGUAAACCAGCCUCAUGUAGCGUGGCAUACACGAACGUUGGAGACAUGCAAAUAGUUAACUACGACACAGAUGGUUUACCAAUACUACCACCGCAGCAAGCAGGAGUAGAAAUAUUUGACUGUCCAAGCGAUUGGCUCUUAAUAUCCGCUUUACGACUUUGCGGUGAAAGACUUAAUGAUGGUUCCGUACUACAGGAUUUUUCUUUGGACGCACCAGUUACAGAUGAUGGCGCUGGACCUAUCUUAGUAUGGUUCAGAUCUGACGGCAUUUACUCCGGACGUGGGUUUCGGCUACAUUACCAACAAAAUAACUGUACUACU
This is a messenger RNA of Brenthis ino (lesser marbled fritillary), 1221 nucleotides long. Lineage: Eukaryota; Metazoa; Arthropoda; Insecta; Lepidoptera; Nymphalidae. The record is from the annotation of a GenBank genome assembly.